GAAAAAUUAUCAGAGGAAUGCACGAAGGGAAAAACAUUUAAAGAAGGGAGAGGAGAAUAUAUACCAUCAAUACCAUGUCCAAUAAAUUCCUUAAAACGUUAGACUAGAGACUUUCGAGUUCGAUGCUCUAAGCUUGCGCCUCAGAUUUUAUGUUGUUAAUGCUUCGUCCGCACGAAAAGUGAUAAACCUUGUGCAGUAUGUUUUACACAGUUAUUUAUGGCGUUGGUGACUUUAGUCAGCGAUACUUGAAUUAGCGGCCAUUCUUCGUAUACACGUCGAAUCAUCUCGUCGGCGUUAAAUCUUUCACCAAUGGUGAGCAUGGUGAGCAGUGUAUAGAAAGAACACAUCAAAAGUAGCGCCAUGGCUGUGAUCUCUCCAUCUUCGUCGUGUAUUUGGUUUUACCUGAAUACAAUGAAAGUGUGUAACGUUCAGUGGGUGGGAGCGAAGUGCGAGAGAGACAGGAAACAGGAGGGAGAGAAAACGUCCGUUCCUGCGAGCCGUCAUGGCUGAAUCAUCGUAAGAGACUCUAUCGAGUGUACGAUAACAAAUGACAUUACGAUUGAAUCAGUGACCGUGAUAAGUACAGUGCAUGGAAUAGAAAUUUCGAAUCUAAACUCGUUAAUCUCGAUGUGGAGUAUCUACGAAGAGACGUGAUAAACAACGCUAUCGUGUGUGUUUAGUUCUACCGUGGAACGAUGAACGGGUUAAGUUUUAGUGAACUCUGUUGCUUGUUUUGCUGUCCACCUUGCCCGUCCAGGAUCGCCGCGAAACUAGCGUUUCUACCACCUGAGCCUACGUACACGUUCAUCGAGGAUGAGGGCUCCAAGUUUACGAUUUCUUUGUCCGAGAGAGCGGAAUGGCAGUACACGGAACGGGAGAAAGAAUCGGUGGAAGGUUUUUACGCAAGAACAUCACGAGGGAAUCGCAUAGCCUGCAUGUUCAUACGAUGCUCAGCCACCGCACGUUUCACGAUCUUAUUCUCCCAUGGGAACGCGGUGGAUCUGGGACAGCUGUCCAGCUUUUAUUUGGGACUCGGUUCGCGGAUAAAUUGUAACAUAUUCAGUUACGAUUAUUCGGGUUACGGUGUUUCCGGCGGUAGGCCAUCGGAAAAGAACCUCUACGCAGACAUAGAUGCUGCGUGGCAUGCUCUCCGGACACGUUACGGUAUUAGUCCGGAGAACAUUAUUCUCUAUGGUCAGAGUAUCGGGACUGUGCCCACGGUCGAUUUGGCCGCACGAUACGAGGUUGGUGCAGUCGUUCUGCAUUCACCCCUGAUGUCGGGAAUGCGAGUCGCGUUCCCUAAUACUAAAAGGACAUGGUUUUUCGACGCCUUUCCUAGUAUAGACAAAGUGCCCAAAGUAACAUCCCCUGUUUUGGUAAUUCAUGGGACUGAGGACGAAGUGAUAAAUUUCAGUCAUGGUUUGGCUAUUUAUGAAAGGUGCCCACGAGCAGUAGAACCAUUAUGGGUUGAGGGUGCUGGCCACAAUGACGUGGAGUUGUAUAAUCAAUACUUAGAGAGAUUGAAGCAAUUUGUAAGCGUAGAAUUGGUAAACUGACGGCGACUAAGCCUCUCCCAGAGUCAGGGGGGGCAGGAAGGAGGACACACACACACCAGCAGCCACGACCAUACCACUUCUAAUAAUUCAAGCAGUAUCAGCUCUAUUCCAACUAGUUCACGCACCGAGAAGCUUGUCUAGCACU
Molecule: messenger RNA, 1701 nt
Organism: Ceratina calcarata
Lineage: Eukaryota; Metazoa; Arthropoda; Insecta; Hymenoptera; Apidae
Product: alpha/beta hydrolase domain-containing protein 17B
Exons: 3
Coding region: 696-1556 (286 amino acids)
Biological process (GO): protein depalmitoylation
Cellular component (GO): plasma membrane; endosome membrane
Molecular function (GO): palmitoyl-(protein) hydrolase activity
Source: RefSeq, a predicted model, not a curated record